CGUGGGAGGAGGAAAAAAAGCCUGCCCAACCAAAAUCUGUCCGCUUGCUGAACGCCUGCCUAUUUCCCCCCCACACACACCAGAUGUAGGUCUACCACAAAGGAGCUGAAGUUCAAAUAAGGCUGCUUUAGCCUUGCAAGAAAUGAUGGACUCACAAUUUUAAAACCGGAAUGCUGAGUUCUUUCUCACCAAGACAAAGUCUUACUGUACCUCAACGGUAACACCGUACAGAUGCAUGGCUUAGACUGAACAGCCAAGCUGAGAAAAAUCUUAAAAAAAAAAAAAAAAAAAAAAAGAAAAAGAAAGGAAAUAACUUUAUAGAUCAUCCAGACAUUUGCUUUUCUAACUUCAGUAUAGUUCACAAAGCUAUGCAGCUGUAGACUCCAGGCUACGUUCACUAAAGAGUUGCACUUCCGAUACGCAAACUGCUAAGUGAGAUGCCACAACUCGUGCGGACAAGUUGUUCUGAUAACCUUUGAUGAAAGCACGCUAAGGACAGAAGAAAGAAGACGAAGGAGACAGGAUUUUACGAAGUUCUUUGAAGAAGAAUAUUUAACCAUAAAUAGAGGAUCAUGAUGACAAGAAGAUUCAUCUGUUUAAUGCUUAUAGCUGUUGUGGGAACUGCUGCAAGCAAAACACAGGAAUUUGAAGGCAAUGAUGAAGAAAAAGAACAAGAAUUCAUUUAUAUGAACAGAUAUAAACGUUCCAGUGACACACAGGACAAAUGCACUUACACCUUUAUUGUACCUCAGCAGAGAGUAACAGGUGCCAUUUGUGUCAAUUCUAAAGAACCUGAGGUUCUACUUGAAAACCGGGUAAAUAAACAGGAAUUACAGUUACUUAACAAUGAACUUCUUAAACAAAAGAGACAAAUAGAAACUCUCCAGCAAUUGGUGGAGGUAGAUGGUGGGAUUGUUAAUGAGGUCAAGCUCUUAAGAAAAGAGAGCAGAAAUAUGAACUCUCGUGUCACACAACUCUAUAUGCAGUUACUACAUGAAAUUAUCCGGAAACGGGACAAUGCCUUAGAACUUUCCCAACUUGAGAAUAAGAUUUUGAACCAAACUGCAGACAUGUUGCAACUUGCAAACAAAUACAAAGACUUAGAGUACAAGUACCAACAUUUGAUGUCAAUUGCAAAUAAUCAGUCAAUAAUAAUUGCCCAGCUAGAAGAACACUGUCAGAGAAUGCCAUCCAUAAAGCCUCUUCCACAAACUCCACAGCCACCAAACAAAGCGUACCACCCUCCUACUUACAAUCGCCUGAUUAACCAGAUAUCUACUAAUGAGAUUCAGAGCGAUCAGAAUCCGAAGGUUCUGCCACCUACCUUACCAACCAUGCCUGCAGUAACUAGUAUUCCAACUUCAACUGACAAACCAUCUGGGCCCUGGAGAGAUUGCCUACAAGCAUUAGAAGAUGGCCAUGAUACAAGCUCUAUCUAUCUUGUAAAACCAGAAAACACAAACCGACUUAUGCAGGUCUGGUGUGAUCAACGGCAUGACCCUGGUGGCUGGACAGUCAUUCAGAGAAGACUGGAUGGGUCUGUCAACUUUUUCAGGAACUGGGAGACAUACAAGCAAGGAUUUGGUAAUAUAGAUGGAGAAUACUGGCUUGGUUUAGAAAAUAUUUAUUGGCUAACAAAUCAAGGCAACUACAAACUGCUCAUAACAAUGGAAGACUGGUCAGGUCGGAAAGUAUUUGCUGAGUAUGCUAGUUUCAGACUAGAGCCAGAAAGUGAGUAUUACAAGUUGAGAUUGGGACGCUACAAUGGAAAUGCAGGAGAUUCUUUCACUUGGCACAAUGGUAAACAGUUCACCACACUGGACCGGGACCACGAUGUAUACACAGGUAAUUGUGCUCAUUACCAAAAGGGAGGAUGGUGGUACAAUGCAUGUGCUCAUUCAAAUCUCAAUGGAGUUUGGUAUCGUGGAGGACAUUACCGCAGCCGGUAUCAGGAUGGUGUUUACUGGGCUGAAUUCCGGGGGGGAUCAUAUUCACUAAAGAAAGUUGUUAUGAUGAUAAGACCUAAUCCCAACACAUUCCACUGAGAUAAUUUUUCUCUCUCUCUUUUUUUUUUCCCCUUUCUUGAUCUAAAAAAGGAUGUAUAACUAUACUGUUAGCACCUGGAAUUAUUUCAGAAAUGAGGAAUGUAAGAUACUGUAAAUUUAUUGCUAAGAUGUGAGGGCUUGUAUAUUUUAUUUUCAAGAAUCAUUCCAGGGAAAGAAAAGCUGAAGUAAAAAACAACAACACCAAAACAACAUAACAUUCAGAACGCUUCUCUGUACUAGAAGUAGUUAUAUUAAGCCAUUUACAACUGACAAUUGAAAUGGAUUGUAGAUACAUUUUCUGUUUUUUAUUCCCUGUAAAUUAAGUUUGGAUGGUAAAAAUACUGCCACAACAUUUAAAUAUUUUUGGAUGUUAUAUUAUAUAUAAAUAUUCUCAAAUACAGGAAAUAUUACAAACUGUACAGCAAGAGUUCUAUUAUUAUUAUAAGCAAUCACUAGACACAGGAAAUCAUCCUUUGAACUAGGUAUCUGGUAUAUUAGUAUGGUUAUUUUAAUUUAAUCUUUGUUAACUGACAUGAAUAAAAUUAAUACUAUAUAACUUGAGUUUGUGAACAGAUGCGCAAACCAUUACUGUCAUAAUAAAUUCAGUCUUUCCUAUUUACUUUGAGCAUUUUAGUAAUCAGUUCCUACAAGUUAGAAUUGGCAUUUGAUUAAAACGUUUUAGAUGGAAAACUUUAAUCAUUUUUCUAAUCAGAAUGAACUAGCUACCUGCACAGGGAAAUAAACCCAGAUUUACUAUGGAUACUGUAUAGCCAACGUGUCAUAUUAUACUAUAUUUUGUACCUGACUUCAGUCAUUACCUGCUGUGUAGGCUCUCUAGUCAGAAAUGGCUGGAUAUAAAUUAAAGGGACUAUCCAACUUUGCAGGCAAAUGAUGGAUACCACUAUAUAAGCUAUUAAAUAUUCUUAGCCAAUAGGCGAAAAUUAUAUAAAGAAGCUACCUAUAGCCAAAAACAGUUAUUAUUUGCCGUAUUUCACAAUUAUAUUAUUGUCAAAUUAUUAUAACAUUUUACUCAUCUAUAAUUAGAGUUUAGUCACAACUAUGACAUACUGACUGGCAUAAUUCUAAUAUUCUUCCAUGGUAGGUUUCUAGAACAGACUGUUAUUAACACACCUUUCAAAAUGGAAAUUACCAUGAAAAAUGUAAGUUAAAGAAUGCAUGUAAGAAGGAGGGAAAGCAAAAACCCCUGGAAUUUCAAUAUAUUUCUCAGUAAGCCUGCAAGACACUUAAUGUGUUUGGACAUCUGUUUGCACACUUUUUCCCUUAUUACCUCAUGAAUUCUUUACAAAGGUAUGAUGUGCAUUAAACUGGUGUGUGAAGCAGCAUGUGUUGUAUAUAACAAAGUAGGGUUUUUAAUAUAUUAGAUCACCCCUGUAAUAUUGUACUCUUUUAAUAAAGCAACAAACGUUAUUUUGAAAUAUUCAGAUUUCAUCCUGUUUUAGUUCAGGUUACUUGCAGAAAAGCAUAAUCAAUUUCACAGAGUAUCUGACACAUUCAAGCCAACUGGGGAUGGGAAGAGGAGGUAAGGAAGGAGCAGAAUAAUGAAUGAAAAACAGUAUGUCUGGUUGUACCUAAUAAGUUAGAUCCUGUCAUGUAUUAAAAAAGCCUAUUGUCAUCAUAAUGAAAUACUUUCCACAAAUGUUGUAGGCAAUCUUUUAAAGACACAGGAUUACAGAAACUAAACACAUUGGAAAGAGUUGUGUAUGUUAUUAUAUAGACACUAUUCAUGAAAUUCAAGCUUUGCUUGGCUCAAUGUGGACCAUCACAGUAAGACAACAAUAAGGAUCAUAUCAUUAUUUCAUAAUUUAUCUAAGACUUGAUCAGAUAAGCCACCAGUAGAAAAAUACACAACAUUUAACAUGCUAUUUAUAUUUUUAAGAUAAAGGCUGGCACAUCAAAAAUAAUCAUACAUAAGGAAUUUACAGAUUAUUUAGUGAAACAAGUUAUUUGCAAGUAUACUGUCUGAAUCAAAGAUUUGCAAAAUUUCACAAUGCACUUUUUUUUUUUUCAAAUUCACAUACAUAGUAGAAAUUGCUUUGCACUAGGAUCUACCAUCUCACCACCACGAAAGGUCAUUUUUCCUCAUAUUUCUGUAAUUACUUCCAACUCUUUCAAAUGCAUUCUUGUUUCAUUGCACCCCAAAGUACGUCUCUGAUUACACUACAUUUUCUAAAAGUCACAUACAAAACAUUUUCCUGUCAUUAGCAAAAGCGCAACAGUUGACUUUAGACAGAAAGACAGAACUGCGGUACAAUAGAGAAGAGUUUUGACAGCUUCAAUUCUUUUCUAUUCCUCACUCAUUUCAAAAAGUACUGUAGAAAUAUUCAACUUCAACCUUCAACUACAAACCUCCUAAAAAUGUUGCUCUUCAAACUUUUUGAAAUAUCUUUACCUUUUUCUGAGCAAUAAGGAAAAUGCCGUAACUAAUACUUUAUCACUGUAUCAGAUACUAAACAGUGGGGCUCCCCUUCCAGCAUUUAGAGAAAAAGCUCACAAGAGUUAAGUUACUUCAGAAGACAACUCUGUUACACACAAGUUUCACACAAGUUCUUCCGUGAAACUAUUCUAUUAUCAAAGUUUUUAGCUCUAUCCCCAUUGUCAUAUUCCAAGAGAUUAAAAAAAAAAAAAAGAAAAUCAGAAAAAAAUUUAAGUUGCAACACAACUUACAUAUCUUUGUUUUAUUUGAUCUUUUACAUUGUUACCUGUAUGUUAUAGAAAAUACAAUGUCAGGAACAAGCUGUAGAUAGCCACUGCACCCAGGAAUUUUCAAAACAACAUGACUACUGUUAUUUCUUAGAGUAACCCAUGACUAAACAGUUCCAAUGUCCUAGACCACAGCAUUGCUGAUUCCACAAGUUAUUUUUUAAUUAUUAUUUUAAAUUUAGAAAAUUUGUCUGAAAAGAAAAACAAGUGUUGGGAAUUUUAACAUAGUUGCUUUAAACAAUAUUUCUUGUUACUAUAUACCUAUUUACUAUACACUAUUCCUUACUACAGUAAGGAAUAUAUUAAUCUUAUAUUGUAGCCUAAGGUUGUGAACUCUAAAAAUUUUGAGACUUUGUCACUCUCCUUCACUGUUAUAAAUUCACUAUUUAUUUCUAACCUACAUCUACUUGGCCUCCUUGUUUAUUUAAACAGACAGAUUAGAGAAGCUUUUCCAUACCUAAUACAGUCUCCCUCCCCCAGAAAAUAUAUAAUCACUGAAACCACUCCCCUUUUAAUACUUUCUUUUGAUAGGCUAAAUGCUCCUUCAAACCUCAAAUUAUUUAAUGGAGGUUGCAAUAAUAUCAUUUUUUCUACACAUUUUGUAAGCAUAGCCAUAAGGAGCAACUGUCAAAUGCAUUUAAUAAAAAUAUUCUUCAUGAACAGUGUUGGCUAUUAUCCUCAGGAAUUUGUGCUAGUAUUCAUGCUGUUCAACAUUGUCAUAAGUGACCUGAAAAAGGGGGUGAACGAUGAAACAGAAAUCUGUUGAUGAUAUUAACUAAUUGAAGUUAGCAACAGAAAGGCCAACUGUGAGGAACUGCAUGAGGAUUUAAGAGACAGCUUGCUUAGACAAUGAGACAGCAGACAAAAAUAUACAAGACAGACGGAUUCAGGGGAAAAAACUCCUGACUUUCCAUAUGAAAUGAAAAGAGCAUGUAAUUGCCAAUAAAAGGAAAGAUCUUGGGAUAACAAUAAAUAGUUCCUGAAAACAACUUGCCUUUCUAAUUGCUACUAAACAUUGAGCUAACAUUGUUAGGAAUUAAGUAGAACACCAAAAACUUUCAGAAGUCACUGUAUAAACCUAAGGUGCACUUUAUCUUAACACUGUUUGCAGCCAACGUGCACCAUCUCCCCCUCAGAAGUGAUACAGAACUGAAACACUGCCGGAGAAGGUUGUGACGGAUGCUCAGAUACAUCAACUGACAACAGAGGUAACAACCAAAGCCUAUAAUGUCAUGAGUAGCCUGAAGCAAGGGCAUAAAGAAAGGUUUAUCUAGUGAAGAUAAAGACCAUGUUCAAAUCAAGCAAAACCACGUGGUACAGGACAAAGCUGAGGAAAUCCUUCCUACCUGAGUACUGUGGAUGCAAAGAGUUUACAGAUUUCUAAAUAGAGCAGAUAAACCCAUUGAGGGUAACUAAUACAAACACAUUAAUACUGGCACAGGAAGUCUAUAAAGAAUUCUUGUGCUCUAGUUAUCCAUGUGCAAUGAUUUAUAAAUAUAAACCCUUUUAAGUUCCAGCUUAGUAUCAUCCUAAAUUAUAUAAUAUUAUAAUUUAUAUAAUAAAAUAAUUAUAUAAAAAUAAUCAUAUAAAGAACUAUUAUCUGUUUUAAUGUAACAUAGUUUCUUCAUAAAAUAUAGCACACAAAGUUCCUGCACAACUCAGCAUUUUCUGAAUCGUUUCUGAAUUCUGAUUACUUUUUCGAAUUUAAUUGAAUCUGAAUCAGAACGUUUUUCUACGAAAAACACAGUGUAACAAGCGUACAUAAUCUGUGGAUACACUUUUGGGUGUCCUAUUUGAAAACAUUUCACUAUUUCUGUAGUUCUUUGUUUACCGUAUUAGUACCAAAGUGAAAGUAUUUAACAGAAACAAAGCCUCACUUUUUUCAUUGGUAAGCCUUAAAGUCACAAAUGCCUUACUUACAGGAGGGUAGGCCUGGUGCUUCCUGUUGAGACUCAGCAAGCCAGAUAGCACACGAAGUCUCAAAGCUACUUGGACUACAUUCAUUAACAACAACCUGUGUGCUCAGAAAAAUUACCAGAUGAAAUACUGAUAAGCAACCAGUUGGUCAAAUGGCUGCUUUGCAUGUCACAAAAGAAAAGGAAGUGAUCAACACUGGACAACAUUUUAACUGGAGGCCUCCUUUUUAACAAGUUUUCUAGUUCAACUGCACAUGGAUAUAUUUAGCACCCAAGGGAAACUCUCACUCUGAAAGUAUGUAUGUGUAUGGCUUCUCUUUUCUUGAGUACAGAAGUGAUCAAAGUAUUGCUCUCAAGGUAUUAAUUAAUUUUUCCAAAUGUUCUGUUUGGUAAUGCAAAUUGAACAGAUUUUUCAAAACCUGUAAAUUAGACGAAACAACGUUCUGUCAUUUGUAUUUGAAGGUCUUACUUUUAAAUACUAUUUGUACUCUUUCUUGAGCUAAUAGAUAAUGUAACGCUUCUGGAUAGUAGAGCACAAAAAUUAUGAGUAAAAGCAUUAUUUAGGCAGGUUCUCAAAAAUACUUAGUCAUCCUACUUUGAGACAGAAGGCUGUUAAACUAUAUGCCUGAAGAAGAUAAUACGUCUUUACAGAGUUCUGCUUUGUUGUAGUCAAAUACCCAAUACAUAAACUUUUUGGAUCUAUGAAAAAAAAAAAAAAGCUUAGAAAAAAAAGGAAUACACAAA
This is a messenger RNA of Anas platyrhynchos (mallard), 7426 nucleotides long. It is a transcript of the gene ANGPTL2, whose product is annotated as angiopoietin like 2. Gene Ontology annotation, biological process: blood coagulation. Lineage: Eukaryota; Metazoa; Chordata; Aves; Anseriformes; Anatidae. The record is from RefSeq and is a predicted model, not a curated record.